GAGGCACUGCGUCCAGGCGCGUGGACGCGCUCGAGACCGUCACUGAGGAUUCGACCGAAACCGUAAUCUGUGUCGUCGUCUGUAGUAGCGCCCGAGACGUGUCUAACUGCCGGAGACUGCGUUUCUCACGUGUGAAAUCGUCGCCCUUGUGUCCGUGUGUGUGUGUGUGCGUGUGCGUGUGUUUCCUCCCCUCCCGAAAAAAAAAAAACAGAAAGAGAGAGAAAAAGGACGCGAUGUUGACGGAAUAUCCACCUUAGGAGAACGGGAACGGCAGGCACGCGACCUGUUCCACCGGCUCCACUGCGGAACGAUGCGCUCGAGACUCUGAGCGGAAGAAGAACAAUUUCCCACCGGAUUCCGUGUACUUUCUGCUAUAGCUAUAAACCCCAAACCGAUUCAAAGACCUCGUUCCUGCCUCCCACACACUUUAGAGAUGAUGAAGGUAAACACAAGGACACCGGUGGAUUUCCGCCGUUCCGACUCUUCAACUUGAACGGAUUUAACGGGGAAAAGAAACAUGUCACGGAAACCGAUCUAAUCCGCGAUUAGAAUGCUGGAAAUGUGUAAAGAAGACAUCGGGGGCUGAAGCCGAGAAUCAUGGGAGUCGCAGUACGCCUGGCACUGAUGGCCUGGGCUUUGCUGGGCUGGUCUCAGGCAGCUGAGAGCGCACCCUCUCUAAGCGUGGCGGUGAUCCUGGGAGAGACUCGCGGUGUCCCUGAACGGGCAUUGCGUCCAGCACCAGGCAUCGGCGCACCACUGGACAUCAGCGUGCUCGCCGUGCAAGUGAACCACACAGACCCCGGCAGCAUGCUCACCCACCUGUGCCAGCUCAUGGCACGCCAGCGAUUGCAUGGCCUUGUGUACGGCGACGGAACUGACCAGGAAGCUAUCGCCCAGAUGCUGGACUUUGUCUCUUCCCAGACUGCCAUGCCCAUCCUGGGCGUCCACGGGGGUGCAGCCAUGACCAUGGCUGAGAAGGACGACAGCUCGUCGUUUUUCCAGUUCAGCGCAUCGCUCCAUCAGGAGGCCCUGCUCAUGCUGGCUGUCAUGGAGGAGUACGACUGGCACGUGUUCUCCGUGGUGACGACCAGGUUCCCCGGCCACCAGGAGUUCGUGGCGACCAUCCGCGUGACCGUGGAGCACAGUUUCGUACGCUGGGACCUGCAGAGCGUGGUGACGCUAGACGGCGUGGGCGAGCCCGAAGACCGAGCGCACGUGCAGCUCAAGCGCAUCCAGUCGCCCGUCAUUCUGCUCUACUGCUCCAAGGACGAGGCCGAGCUGGUGCUGGCCGAGGCCCGGUCGCUCGGGUUGGUCGGCGCCGGCUUCGUGUGGAUCGUCCCGAGUCUCACGUCCGGCAGCCCCGAGCGUACAGCGGAAACCUUUCCGCCGGGGACCAUUUCCAUAGCGUACGACGAGUGGGACUAUCCGCUGGAGACGCGCGUGAGGGACGCGGUGGGGAUUUUCAGUCACGCCGCCGCCGCCAUGUUUCAAGAGCAAGGACGCAUACCGGACGGGACGGUCAGCUGCUCGGGUCAAGCGGAGAAGCCAGAGGUUCCUCCCAGCGCGUUACGCAGGUAUAUGAUGGGUGUAAAUCUGGAGGGCAGAGAUCUGUCGUUCAUGGACGACGGUUAUCAGGUGAACCCUAAACUGGUGGUUAUCGUACUCAACAACGAGCGGGAAUGGGAGAAGAUGGGCCGCUGGGAGAACCAUUCAUUGAUACUGAAAUUUCCAGUGUGGCCACGGUACAACUCCUUUGGUGAUGCAGAAGCGGACGAAAAUCACCUGAGCAUCGUGACAUUAGAGGAGAAGCCGUUUGUUAUUGUGGACGACGUGGACAUUCUGACGGGGACCUGCGUCCGUAACUCUGUCCCCUGCAGGAAACACAUCAAAGAUAACAGUACAGGUGGAUCGUAUGUAAAGCAGUGCUGUAAGGGCUUUUGUAUCGAUAUCCUAAAGAAGAUCGCCAGGAACGUAAAGUUCACGUAUGACCUUUACCUGGUGACUAACGGCAAACACGGCAAGAAAAUCAACAACAUGUGGAACGGCAUGGUGGGCGAGGUGGUUUAUAAGAAGGCCGUGAUGGCCGUCGGUUCAUUGACCAUAAACGAGGAGAGGUCAGAGGUCAUCGACUUCUCUGUGCCGUUCGUGGAGACGGGGAUCAGCGUCAUGGUUUCCCGCAGCAACGGAACCGUAUCGCCCUCGGCCUUUCUGGAGCCGUUCAGCGCAUCGGUGUGGGUGAUGAUGUUCGUCAUGUUACUCAUCGUCACGGCAAUCGCCGUCUUCCUGUUCGAGUUCAUCAGUCCACUGGGCUUCAACAGAAACCUCGCACAGGGCAAAGACCCCCACGGUCCAUCUUUCACAAUCGGCAAGGCCGUCUGGCUUCUGUGGGGUCUCGUAUUCAAUAACUCUGUACCAGUACAGAACCCCAGAGGCACGACCAGUAAGUUCAUAGUGUCCGUGUGGGCCUUCUUUGCCGUGAUCUUCCUGGCCAGUUACACUGCGAACCUGGCUGCCUUCAUGAUCCAGGAGGAGUUCGUGGACCAGGUCACUGGGCUCAGUGACAGAAAAUUCCAGAGCCCGUAUUCCUUCUCGCCGCCAUUUCGUUUUGGUACAGUCCCAAAUGGCAGCACUGAGAGGAACAUCAGGAAGAACUACCCAGAUAUGCACCAGUACAUGGUCAAAUACCACCAAUCCGGCGUCCAGGACGCAUUGGUCAGCCUUAAGACGGGCAAGCUGGAUGCAUUCAUCUACGACGCGGCUGUGUUGAACUACAUGGCAGGGCGAGACGACGGAUGUAAGCUGGUGACCAUCGGCAGCGGCUACGUCUUCGCCACCACCGGUUACGGCAUCGCCCUCCAGAAAGGAUCCUACUGGAAGCGGCAUGUGGACCUUGCCAUUCUAGGGAUCAUCGGAGAUGGUGAGAUGGAGGAGCUGGAGGCUCAGUGGCUCACGGGUAUCUGCCAUAAUGAGAAAAAUGAAGUGAUGAGCAGUCAGCUGGAUGUGGACAACAUGGCUGGUGUGUUCUACAUGCUGGCAGCUGCCAUGGCGCUCUCUCUGAUCACCUUCUGCUGGGAACACCUGUUCUACUGGCGACUGCGGUACUGCUUCACUGGACUAUGCUCGGGGCGACCUGGACUUCUUUUUACAAUAAGCAGGGGUAUCUGGAGUUGUAUUCAUGGUGUUCACAUUGAGAUGAAGAAGCUUCCUGUGUUGGAUUUCAGUCCUCAGGCCAACAUGUUGCACCUGCUGAAAUCGGCCAAAGAGAUUACGACUCUAGGGGUAACCUCACCUAAACGGCCCAUCGCUAGCAUCCUCCCCCCUACACCCGGACUGCUAGAACUUAUUAGUGGUAGCAAAGGCAAUAACCUUGCUCCAAAAGAGGCGAUCUAUAACAAUACCAACACCAUGCUUGCAAACCGCCACAAAGAGCCUCUAAACAACACCCUUUUGCCUGGUCAGUGUGCCCUUAGCCUUGCUGAUGCCCAGUCUGGUGUGGCAGUCAGCGGAGGCACAGGAGGAGGUAGUGGUGGUGACUCGGGAGGACUGCCUGCCUCCAAAUCCCGUGCUCUCUGGAAAAAGUCAGUCGAAACUCUGCGACAGACCCAAGGACCAUCCCAAAAUUCCCCACCUUCCUCCGCACCAGUCUUUGAGCCACAUGCAACUAUGAAAAGCCAGAGGUAUUUGCCUGAAGACCUGCCUGCACGCUCAGACUUGUCUGACAGUUCUGGCCGCAUGGACCUUCAAAAGCAGCACAAGGUCAAAGAGACGCUCCGGAAGCGUAACCGUCUGCCACGGGACCUAAGCGACGUGGAACUCUCUGCAUUGCCUGGCCAGCAGAGCCAGCAGAGCAAUCACAGUGCUCAGAUAUAUUCCCAGAAUAGUCAGAGCAGCCAGAUCUACACCAUUGACUCUGUAGACCAGGAGCACGGACUACACUACCCGGACAUAUUCAACGAGCACAGAGACAACAAGCACCGCCCUUCGUCUUCUUCAGAGCAACAGCCAAUACUGCAGCUUAACAGCAAUCUGUUCCCUCAGGCUCACGAGCCGGACGUCAUGCAGAACGCCACGACUGCUGCCAAGGAGAAAAAGUACAAUACUUACGGAAAGCCUGGUGGGGUAGGACUCAGUCCAGCAGUGACCACUCCUGCCCAGGACCACAGACACACCCACUGCCGUAGCUGUCUUUCAAAGUUCUCCAACUAUUCUGGGCUUUAUACCAUGCGACCUCCUCAGUAUCGCUGUGAGGCCUGUCUGCACUCUGCCAACCUGUAUGACAUAAGUGAGGAUCAGUUCCUGCACCCUAACGCAGGUGCCAUUCGAGGCGGGAGUGUAGACAGGAGCUUCUGCGCAUUUCUGCCACAACCCAAUGCUUCCUUCACGGCCUACCUUCCCCAGAGUGACCAAGAAGGUGAAGGGCUCAUUAGUCACUAUCAAAAUGAGGGCAUUUACAUCCAUCGCCAGCACUCUUAUGAGAACCUGCCUCAAAAGAAUUCUUCACGACGCGUUAGCCUUCAGGACAGCACUCCUCACACUAACCUGCACACGUCCACCAUGGUCCCGGAUAAGCUUCCAAAGAGCCAGUCGGCGCAGCUCAACCACACGCUUGCUUCAGUAGGCGUUAGCGGGCUCGGCAUCGGUCGGCGCAGCAAAUCGAUGUACCCAGCCCGUCCGACCGAGAACCCUUUCCUGCAGACGCUCCGCGACGACCAGCGCCUGGCUCACGGCCGCAGCUCCACGGACAUUUACAAACAGCUGGUGCCACUUACAUUAAGUCCGGUUGUCGACGGCAAGGGGCUCGGCAUAGGGGUGGCAACACCUGACCUCUUUUACCCCGAGCAUGUAAUGCCUUAUGUAGCCCUUUCCCCAGUCGGCACAUUCCCAGCCCCGAGAGCGUUGAGUGCCGGUGGUGCACGACGCGUCUACAAGAGGAUGCCCAGCAUUGAAUCCGACGUCUGAAGGGUUGAAAAAAAACAAAAACAAACUGUGAACCAAUGAGAUAUCGACUCUGAAAAAAAAACGAGCGCUGUACAAAGCAUCAGUAUUUCCACAUGGAUAUGGAUUCAUAUCGGAUUGUUCUGUACAACCAGGAGUUAAAAAAAAAAAUCGCAUAUUUUCUCACGUUUCCUGCUCUUAAGUAAAUCCGAGUUCAGCAUUUCUUCAGGUCCUCCCCUGUAGUCGAGCGGCAGCUCUGGGUCUUCCACAUAAACACCGAAGACGGCACCAGACACAGACGUGCCGUAGAGAGGAAGUGCGAGCUCCGGGAAAUCGCCGAGGAGUUUUCCGGUUUUUCCAGAACGAGAAAAGAGCAACCAAAAAUUGCCACGUGUGUGACAAAGAAAUGAAGUAAUGAAUUUUCACGACGCCACAAAAAACAUCCACAAGAAAACAAAAUGUACAAAUCCAUGUACAAAUGUACAAAUCCCUAAAAAAUGCACAAAAAUAAACACCCGAAGCCGAAUCAAAUUAAAUCGAAUUAACCGCAUUGUACGAUUUUAAAGCCCACGUUCACAUUACGAGCUUCUCUGCAUAAUUCCGUUUUUGUUUUUAUAUCAGAUCUUAACGGUUCACAUAACGUGAAUGCGUGCGUCCUCGGAAACGGACAGCUGUUUCAAAUCGGAGGUUCCUCUACAAUUUAGCGUAAAUCGGAAAAACAGACUGUUCUCAUAUGUAUCUAGGACCAAAUAUGAACGUGGCUCAGGUCCGAUCUAGAAAAAAAAAAAAAAUCGGAUUUUUGUGUUCACACAGUCGUGGAAAAACAAUCAGGUCUGUGAUGUCAUCCUCCCAAUCGCCGGGAGAUCGUGACGAUGCCGCAGCUCUCCCUGCUCAGGAGACUAGGGAGUGAAAUCGUCCACGCUUUCUCUGGGUGGGAGGGGCAUACUCGCUCUAUCCUACCAAUCACAGCGACACUAGCCAAUCGUAGGCGUCUGUGAGCUCGUGUAUGCGGAAGAAGGCGGAUUCCUUUUCUACGUGUCACACGCAGCAGUUUGAAAAGACUCUGAGAAAGCACGUUAGGCUUCAACCUCGCCAGAAAAUCGGAUUUGUGUCACUUCAACCUGGUAGUGUGAACGUACAGGGGGGGAAACAAUAAUAAUAAUAAUAAUAAUAAUAAUAAAGGAAGACCAAACCUAUCACACAGUGAAAAGGGUUAGCAAAAAAUAUUCCGACCAAACGUCCUACCCUAGAGACUUCUAUUUUUUCAACUGCAUUUUUUUCCUGACUGUGUAAUAUAAGGAACACCUGGUGUACCCCAGGGCCUUAGUUUAGAAUUCCUGAAACUGUUUACCUGCAUGCAGAACACGAGAGCAGGACGACGACUUCUCUGAGCCAUCAGUGUUGGUCACAUACUCAUCGCGUACCACAUCACGAUUAUUUCCGUAGUUGUCUAGGAAACUCAUACGUGACGAGUCGUUUUUACGGUUUUCUACACUGCCAAAUAUUCGAGCAAGCGGCGUGCGGAGCAUGCGGUUGUUACGGUCCAGGAAAAUAGAAAAGAAAAAAAAACGGCAACAAACAAACAAACAAACAGGAAACUACUGAUUCUUCUUAAAAGACACAGAGACAGUGAUGAUGAUGAUGAUGAUGAUGAUGUAAUCUGAAAUCCUGUACCAACAAAAAAUGAUGUCACACUCUGCACCGCAGGACCACACAGGACUUCCCAUACAUCACUUCCUGUAGGAUUAAACCCACCUACGCAUAUCCUACCAUUUAUUUAUUUAUUUGUUUGUUUGUUUAUUUAUUUAUUUUCGCCGUUUUCAGAUAUAAUGGUCAUCCAGCGAUAUGCACAAUAUCAGGUUGCAAUAUAAACUUUAUGUAUGAAAUUUCCUAGCUGAAAUGUUUUAUUAUUGCUUCACUUGAUUUAUGAAUUGUAAUACCUGUGAUAUUCAUUUAUAAAUGUGAUUUAAUUGCGUAUGUAUAUAUAUAUAUAUAUAUAUAUGAAAAAAUAUUAAUAAUAAUAAUAAUAAUAAUAAUAAUAAUAAUAUUAAUAAUAAUAAUAACAGCAUGUUAAUCUUCUCUAUGGUCGACUUUCCGAGUUGUUCCUUUCUCAUUAUUUUAUUUUUCGACGUGAAUGGCGAGUACAUGUUUACAGUGAAUAUGGAAAAAUAUGGUUUCAUCUCAAAUGUGACUUUGAUUCUCAUUUGAAUACAUGGCAGAAAAAGAAAGAAAAAAAAAAAAAAAAAAAAAAAAAAGUCAACCUGGACCACAUUCUGGCUGUGUCUUCAGUUGUUCUGCGUGUGAAAUCGGCGAGGUUUACGUUCGCGGGGCUUGGAAUAAUCCUGCUCAGCACAAACGAUAAAGAAAAUAAAUACAAAAACAGAAGGAAUGUUCAACGGCGUCGGAAGAGAGAGAGAGAGAGAGAGAGAUCUUAAAACGUUGGUGUUUCUCUCUGAAGGCCCAGUUUAGAUUUCAGUAAGUGCUGAGAUGGCAUCACGGCUGCUCCGGGAUUAGGACGACAUGAGUUUGCUCGUUUAAAGACAUUUUACAGUUAUUUAAAAAAAAACUGCACUUUCACAGCACUCAACAUUGAUUUAACGCUAACGCCAAUUCCUGACUCGAAGUGACCCGAUGGUCACUUUACAUCAGAUUUAUUUCCAGAUCACGACCCUGCAGUUCUGAUUUCGAGUAUAACGAUGAUGGAUUUCUGCCAUUUAGAGAUCGGUGCUGGGUUUCGACGAGAACGCGACGUCAUGAUGGACGUGAGCAGUUCGUUCUCCAACCGGUUCUCCAGUGAACAAUGAUCUGUGUUCGGUCUUAACACUAUACACCGUCCUACACACGAAGGUGCAGUAUGCGCUCACUCAGAAACAUGGCAGCAGCUUUACGGGUCGGUUCUCAAAACAAACCUUCAGUUAGGUUCUCAUCUGGAAACUGGGACCUUGGGAAUGUGGUGCCAUUACUUUAAUCACCAGUUUUUUUUUUUACGUUACCAGUUAACACCAGUAAUAAAUCUCCAUCAGAUAUUAUUAAUACUCUCUCGGAAUAUCAUUCAUCACACCAGCGUCUAUCAAUCAUUCUAAUGGCAGAUCAGGUGAAAGGAUGGACGUGUAAAUAAUGCAUACACGUAACAUUCAGGAGUAGAUUAUUAACUGAGAGAGUGUGGAGCGAAACUCUCACCCGGUGCUGCGCAAAAUGGCCGCUUCGGAAACCCUUCUGAACUUUGACCCCGGAAGCACUUAUUCAAGAUAAAAAUAAAAGUUGUUUUUUUUUAAAUAGCUAACACUAAUGAUAUGAAAUGCAGAGUGAUUGAAGUAAAAA
This is a messenger RNA of Ictalurus punctatus (channel catfish), 8256 nucleotides long. It is a transcript of the gene grin2ab, whose product is annotated as glutamate receptor, ionotropic, N-methyl D-aspartate 2A, b. The record is from RefSeq and is a predicted model, not a curated record. The transcript has 13 exons. The coding region runs from base 598 to 4959 and encodes 1453 amino acids. Gene Ontology annotation, molecular function: transmitter-gated monoatomic ion channel activity involved in regulation of postsynaptic membrane potential; NMDA glutamate receptor activity. Gene Ontology annotation, biological process: excitatory postsynaptic potential; long-term synaptic potentiation; monoatomic ion transport. Lineage: Eukaryota; Metazoa; Chordata; Actinopteri; Siluriformes; Ictaluridae. Gene Ontology annotation, cellular component: plasma membrane; postsynaptic membrane; NMDA selective glutamate receptor complex.